Messenger RNA from Chroicocephalus ridibundus (black-headed gull), 5207 nucleotides. RefSeq names its product microtubule associated protein 7 (gene MAP7). Gene Ontology annotation, cellular component: microtubule cytoskeleton. Lineage: Eukaryota; Metazoa; Chordata; Aves; Charadriiformes; Laridae. The transcript has 17 exons. The coding region runs from base 511 to 2808 and encodes 765 amino acids. The record is from RefSeq and is a predicted model, not a curated record. Gene Ontology annotation, biological process: microtubule cytoskeleton organization.
GGCGCUCCCAGCUCUCCACAAGCGUGCGGGAGACGGCGUUCCUGAGGCCGGCUUGCUGCAGCUGAGGAGACAACACUCACAGAACCCCUUUGAUUAGGAUGUGUCAGUGUUGUCAGGGCAACUGUUAACAGCGGCGUAUCAUAUUUUCUCCUCUUGUGUGGCGUGCUGAAUAUUUUAGUGUGCUGUUAGCUGGAAGAGGGUUGCAGGGGAAAAGGUGCUGCAGCAAGGAACCUGGAGCUGUGGGCUGGGAUCUGAUUGAACAGGUUAAGGCAGCGAAGAGCAGCAUCCAAACCGAUGUGCCUUUAAUUAGGGCUUUUCUUGAAGGUGGGGAAAGGCUGCAAGCCUUUCGCGGCCGACUGGAUGUUGGUAUUUGUCAGCUGUUUGCAUACUGCUUAUCCAUAGGAGAUCUAUUACAAGUGCUCAAAUGAACAGGCAGCGUUGCAGCUAGCGGCUAAGCAGGGGCUGCAGUUUCUUACUUAUUUUUUUUAAUAAGCAAGAGGCAACAUCAGCAUGCCUGGUUCAACUACUGCCCUCCGACAAGAGAGAUUGAAGAAAAGUGCCAGGCCAAAUCCCCUGGGUUUAUUCACCAUUAACGAAGAGGAUGAGCAGCAAAAGAACGGGAAUUCCAAAAGACUGAAAGCAGCCGAAGGGUCUAAAAUACAAGACAAGAAAGUCACUUCAGGACAAAGCAACACCGGAACUAAACCAGAUCAUCCAACAAUACUAAAGGUUGAUGACAGGCAACGGCUUGCUAGAGAACGGAGAGAAGAACGAGAAAAACAGCUAGCUGCAAGAGAAUCCAUCUGGUUAGAAAGAGAAGAGAGAGCCCGGCAACAUUAUGAAAAACACCUAGAGGAACGCAGAAAGAAGCUAGAAGAGCAGAGACUAAAGGAAGAGAGAAGGCGAGCUGCCGUAGAAGAAAAGCGAAGGCAGAGAAUAGAAGAAGAUAAGGAACGACAUGAAGCUGUUGUACGUCGCACAAUUGAAAGAAGCCAGAAGCCAAAACAAAAGCAAAACAGGUGGUCCUGGGGAGGAGCACUACAUAACCGCAUUAAUAACACAGAUCCAGACAGGCGAUCUGUUUCAACAAUGAACCUUUCGAAACAUGUUGAUCCAGUCAUUAACAAGCGGCUCUCCUCCUCAUCUGCAACAUUACUAAAUUCUCCAGACAGAGCUCGCCGUCUACAGCUCAGUCCAUGGGAGAGCAGCAUCGUUAGCAGGCUUCUGACGCCCACUCACUCAUUCCUGGCCCGAAGUAAAAGCACAGCUGCAUUGUCUGGAGAUGCAGUUAUCCCCAUUUGUCCCCGUUCAGCAUCUUGCAGCCCCAUCAGUCCUCUGUCCUACAAGUCCAUGAACUGUAGAUAUCCAGGAGACCGAGCAAAACUUUACGCCUCUACUGAUGCUGUUGGACGCAGGAGAACAAUGCAUCUUGGAGGGACUGACAAAAAAGAAAAGGAAAGAGGCCAUUUGUCAUCCAGCUUCUCGGCCAGUUUUAAAGGAGGUCAUUUCUCUUCCAACCCCAAAGCUAGAUCACCAGCUCCCUCUCCAGUUUGGCAUGCAUCAAAGUCUUUGCCUUUUUUGCCUGGCACACCCAAGCAGAUAACUUCCCCACCUGGUUCCUCCAAAGUUUCCUCUGCUCAGGCACGUCCUCCUUCUCCUGGCAACAUCCGGCCAGUCAAAAAAGAGAUCAAACCAGAGAGUGAGAAAAAAAGACCAGAAAAGGAAGCUGAAAAGGUCAAUGAAGAGAGGACAGAAGAGAGUAAAGGAACUUCAGCAGGUGCUGGAGAAUCUGCAAGUCAGGAAGAGCUCACUGUCCAGGAAGAGCUCGCUCAAGCAGCCAGCCCAUCCCUAUCUCCUGCUCCACCAGCUCUUUCUCCAGCCCCCACAAAGACCUCUGCAGGUACAACUGACCCUGAAGAAGCAACAAGGCUGCUGACUGAGAAGAGGCGCCUUGCCCGUGAGCAGCGGGAACGGGAGGAGCAAGAAAGGAGGGAGAGAGAAGAGCUUGAAAGGCAAAAGAAGGAGGAGCUGUCACAGAGGAUAGCUGAAGAAAGAGCUCGCCGAGAAGAGGAAGAAGCUCGCAGGCAGGAAGCGGAAAAAAAACGAAGGAAUGCAGAAGAGGAGCGGGAAAAGGAAGAACGGCUGCGCCGACAGGCAGAAGAGAGAGAACAGAAGGAAAAAGAAGAGAUGGAGCGCAUUCAGAAACAAAAAGAAGAGGAAGCUCGCCUAAGGGAAGAGGCAGAGCGGAUUCGAUUAGAACGCGAAAAGCAUUUCCAAAGAGAAGAGCAAGAGCGCUUGGAAAGGAAGAAGAGGCUUGAAGAGAUCAUGAAGAGAACGAGGCGUGUAGAAGCUGUGGAUAAGAAACCCAAUGACCAGCAGAAUGGACAUAUAUCAAAGGCAAAUAUUACUGGAGAAGCAGUCCUAACCAGUCCUGCGUCUCCCCUGGAACCUGCAGGAGGGCCUCAGCUUCAGCAGGCAGCGCCGCCUCCGCACAACGGGCAACCCGUCACCUGCACGCGUGUGAUUGUUUCACAUCAACCCCCCGUAAAUAUGGACAGCAAUCUCAAUCCAGAGAAAAAUGCAAACGAAAAUGGAAUGUCUAUGCAGAAUGAUAACUUUGAAGAGAUCAUAAACCUGCCUAUUGGUUCUAAACCACCCCGGCUGGAUGCCAUGAACAAUGACGGAAGCAAUAGUCCUGAAAUUCCUUUGAAUCCAAUUCUAGCCUUUGAAGACAAGGGGACUCUUUUGCCUCAGGUAGAUAGUGUUCAAACACAUCAAACAGCAGGUAGGUUUCUCCUGAUUCAUUAACGCUUGUAAAGUGAGGUAAUUGACAGAGGACCUAGAGCUCUAAAUUGAUGAGACUUGAUUCAUUUAAGCGUUUUUAAACACCAUAUUAUUUGGGGAAAGGAGCGUAUCUCCUCUCUGUAAAUCUAUACGUGCCAAGUACAUAGAGAUGCUGUGCAAAUUAUGACGAGGCCUUAUCUUUUGUUCGAGGGGGGUCUCAGUUACGCUGUGCUCUUGUGCCAUUUGAAGUUGCUUGAAAAUGUUUGCCCUGUGCUUUCAAACAGAAGCGCUAACAGGGACAACUGCUGUUCCUGGCUUACGAUCAGCAAUUGCGUUCCAGUUCUGCACAUGUAAUAUCUGAUUCGCACACGCGGCAGGAGAGCUGGUACCUACCUCCUUUGUAAAAACUCUGGAUGUACUUCCCUCACCAAGUUCUCGCUGACAUUAAUAUUGAGGGAUGGUUUGCUACACACGAGGUUUUUCUGAAUUACAUCACAACUUUUAAAGGAUGUUAGGUAAAUAAAUACUAAUUUAGCAAACUAAAUUGGACUGCCACUUUCUCUUUCCGUGGCUAGAAAAUGUAAGGAAAAAUCAUCUUACAAGAAAAUAAUUACAUAAUUGCGUAGCAUUUUGAAGUAAGCGUUGUUGCUCUUUGCUGACCUGUCACUUUCGAUACCUUCUGUUGUAGAAGUGAUCUGAUUGUUUCUUCUGAAGGACCAAAGGUGAUAUGAGCAUCUCUGCAGUCAGUGGAGUUUCUUCCAUGCUAUGAAGGAGUGUUUUAUUUUUUCUCUCCAGUUUUUUAAAGAUUUCUUGAAUAUCUUUUUUGGAAGGACUUUAGUAAAACCAGCAGAAGAAAUGAUGGGAAUAGACUUGGAUCACCUUUCUAAUAGCUUUCAUCACUAGAAAAAUCAUGCUUCACGUGCAUUACUUAAUAUGGCUUUUUCCAACAAGCUUUUUCUGUUAGUAAAUGGAUAUUUCUGCAUUCCUUAAGACACAAGACACUGGAAUCUGAAAGCAAUGGGCUGAUUUGGGUGGUGGGACUGAUUCUUUUUUUAAAAGGUGGGUGUUGGUUUAGAAGGCAUAAUUGUAAAAUUGGCAAAGAAUCUUUUACACUUUGUGGUUCUAAUACUUGAAAAAUGAAUACCUCGUUGCUCUACAAGUAGAGUUAAUGGGGUGUUUUAUUUAAACCUGUUGGUUUAAAUAUUAUUGCAGAGAACUCUAAUUAUGGGGGCAAAGUAUAGGCUUCUGUAUCAGGUUCUUGUAAAUGUAAUUCCUACAGGGACAUUCUGUAAAUUGAGAUGUCACUAUGAUUUUCUCGCAUUUUCUCUAAAAACACAAAACGAGGCAGGUUUUAAAAUGUGAACAUUUGAAAGCGCUAUUUUUUCAUGGACAAGAGGAAAACCUAUUGUUCUCCUAGAUGAUGUAUUUAUGAAUUUUGUUCAGUACGGAAAUAAAUCAUUAAUUGAAUAAAUUAGAAAAAUGUGUUAAAAUGAUACUGCAAACUUGAUUUUUUUUUUAGUUACAUCCAUGUUCACAAUACUAUAAAAGGUGUGUACACAUACGCACACACUCACGAGGAAAUACCUUGUUCUGAGUCCUGUAAAUUGCUGCUGUUCCCAAUGAUGGAAGACUUUUCCUUUGCCUUAUCAGACUAAAGACUGUGAAACCUGAAAUAUUUGAUUUUUUUGGAUGAUGAAGCAGGUUUGUUUGGAGAUUUUUUUGGUUUUGCUCGUUUCAGAGCAAAGGGGAAAUGGUCAUUGUGCUUUUUAUGUAGUGUGUGACUUUUAUAAAGCAGUACAGUUUGAGUGACAAGAGGAGCAAUGCAGGUUGCUUUCUUUGUAGUUUGAUGCUGAUUUCUACUGUCAUCGUUCCAUCCCUCACUUUUGGUUGCUGUUGGGCAGAACUGCAAAAUCUUGUACCUUUUUGUGCUGCGAUAAACAAUGCUGUUACAGGUAGAGCUGAUUUGAGUUUGAAGCGCCAACCAGGGCUUGAUGCAUGGCUCACUGAAGUCAGUGGGAAGAUCCUUGGCUAGGGGAAAUGGAGGUUUAUGGGGUUUCAGUUCACGCUACCAAAGAACGUACUGUUAAGAUUCCGGCACUGGCCUUUAGUGAGCGCCGAGCUGGGCCUGUAGGAAGCUGUGCAGAAAGUCUGUGCUAGCAGAAGAAAUCCUCUGAGAGAAAAGCUGAAGAAUUUUUUGAAGAAAUUACUUGCUGCUGCUGCCAAGUGUUCAUCUUAUACAGGAGAUGGCAUAAAAGCAAUGGAAACGCAAUGAAAGAGACUUCAUCUGCCAGAACAUGUAUGGAAGGGGAAAAACAGCCAUUCAGCCAGAAUGCUUUCAAUAGUAGCUUGUGACACAGUAGAAUGAAAUGGGUUCCUUUUGUGCUUUCUUUAGUUUUCCGUGUACAUAGCCACAAUAUUUUGAA